This is a messenger RNA of Ambispora gerdemannii, 567 nucleotides long. NCBI's taxonomy places the organism in Eukaryota, Fungi, Glomeromycota, Glomeromycetes, Archaeosporales, Ambisporaceae. The record is from the annotation of a GenBank genome assembly.
AUGUCAACAGAAAAAGAGUUUGGAGUUUCAUUAAGACAACGCAUUGCAAAUUUUGACAUAUCGAAUCCCAGAGAUUUAAUAAGUCAACUUAUUAGAGAAUAUCGAAAUGAAACCAAAAGCUAUUGUGCUCUUAAUAGUUUUAUGAUCUACCGAAAUUUAUUAGUUAAAGCAUUACACUCUUCCGGUCUUAAUCUACAAGCUAAGGAGAUCUCUCACUUAGCCUCGAAAAAUUGGAGAAAUAAAUCGGCAACCGAUAAACAAAUAUACCGCGAUGCGUGUCGUGAAUUAAACUCUUUCACAAAACACACAAAAAAUUUGAAAAAAUCCAAGAUUUUUUCAACUGUGCUCACGCCCGAAAACUUCCCAAAGAAAACCAAAUCUUCUCAAUCUUCGGUAAAGAAGACGAUGAGUGAAAAAACUAAAGAAAAUUCUGACUCGCAACCAUCAGAUCAGACAUUCUGUGAAGAACCAGAACACACGCUCUGUGAAGUAUUAGAAAAUAUACUUUGCGAAGAGUUGUGGUAUGAGCGGGAUCGUCUAUCUGCCGAGUCAACUAUAUUCUUUUAA